Piliocolobus tephrosceles (Ugandan red Colobus) is the source of this 4643-nucleotide messenger RNA. RefSeq names its product ERCC excision repair 5, endonuclease (gene ERCC5). The transcript has 13 exons. The coding region runs from base 453 to 3239 and encodes 928 amino acids. Gene Ontology annotation, cellular component: nucleus. The record is from RefSeq and is a predicted model, not a curated record. Gene Ontology annotation, biological process: nucleotide-excision repair. Gene Ontology annotation, molecular function: single-stranded DNA binding; DNA endonuclease activity. NCBI's taxonomy places the organism in Eukaryota, Metazoa, Chordata, Mammalia, Primates, Cercopithecidae.
CGUAUUAGACGGAAGCCGAGCGGGUCCAUUCUUCGUGGGUUUGCGGACCCACCAGCAAAGGCGAACGGUGUCGCAGGGACAUCUUCUGGCUGUUUCCGUCGCCUGCGUGGCCCUCUCACCCCGGUCUUCCAUUAGAGGCGCAGACGUUUGGGCCUAAGUGCUGGGCGAAGCGACGCCCUGCCCCUCCCCACCAACGGCCAUUCUCUGGACCUAUCUUUCUUCCGGGAGGCGGUGACAGCCGCUGGGACGUGUUGCAGCCGGAGUCUCUCCCCUGUAAUGCGCUCCCGUUAGUGCUUUCCCCCCCUGGAAAAUCGUGGCUUCUGUAUUAUUUGCCAUCUUUCCUGUGUAGGAGCAGGGAGGGCUUCCUCCCAGGGUCCUAGGCGGCGGUACAGCCCGUCGUAGAAGAAUUAGAGUAGAAGUUGUUGGGUCCUUUCUGAGGACUCAGCCGCCUCAUGGGGGUCCAGGGGCUCUGGAAGCUGCUGGAGUGCUCUGGGCGUCAGGUCAGCCCCGAGGCACUGGAAGGGAAGAUCCUGGCUGUUGAUAUUAGCAUUUGGUUAAACCAAGCACUUAAAGGAGUCCGGGAUCACCACGGGAACACAAUAGAAAAUGCUCAUCUUCUCACUUUGUUUCAUCGGCUCUGCAAACUCUUAUUUUUUCGAAUUCGUCCUGUUUUUGUGUUUGAUGGGGAUGCUCCACUAUUGAAGAAACAGACUUUGGCGAAGAGAAGGCAGAGAAAGGACUUAGCGUCCAGUGACUCCAGGAAAACGACAGAGAAGCUUCUGAAAACAUUUUUGAAAAGACAAGCCAUCAAGACUGCCUUUAAAAGCAAAAGAGAUGAAGCACUACCCAGUCUUACGCAGGUUCGAAGAGAAAACGACAUGUAUGUUUUGCCUCCUUUACAAGAGGAAGAAAAACACAGUUCAGAAGAGGAAGAUGAAAAACAAUGGCAAGAAAGAAUGAAUCAAAAACAAGCAUUACAGGAAGAGUUCUUUCAUAAUCCUCAAGCGAUAGAUAUUGAGUCUGAGGAGUUCAGCAGCCUGCCCCCUGAAGUAAAGCAUGAAAUCUUGACUGAUAUGAAAGAGUUCACCAAGCGCAGAAGAACAUUAUUUGAAGCAAUGCCAGAGGAGUCCAAUGACUUUUCACAGUACCAACUCAAAGGGUUGCUUAAAAAAAACUAUCUGAACCAGCACAUAGAACAUGUCCAAAAGGAAAUGAAUCAGCAACAUUCAGGACACAUCCGAAGGCAGUAUGAAGAUGAAGGGGGCUUUCUGAAGGAGGUAGAGUCAAGGAGAGUGGUCUCUGAAGACACUUCACAUUACAUCUUGAUAAAAGGUAUUCAAGCUAAGACAGUUGCAGAAGUGGAUUCAGAGUCUCUUCCUUCUUCCAGCAAAAUGCACAGCAUGUCUUUUGACAUGAAGUCAUCUCCAUGUGAAAAACUGAAGACAGAGGAAGAGCCUGAUGCUACCCCUCCUUCUCCAAGAACUUUACUAGCUGUGCAAGCUGCCCUGAUGGGAAGUAGCUCAGAAGAGGAGCUGGACAGUGAGAAUCGAAGGCAGUCCCAUGAGAGGAAUGCACCUGCUGCUGUAGACGAAGGCUCCAUAUCACCCCGGACCCUUUCAGCUAUUCAGAAAGCUCUUGAUGAUGAUGAAGAUGUAAAAGUGUGUGCUGGAGAUGAUGUGCCGAUGGGAGGGCCAGGAGCAGAAGAAAUGCAUAUAAACAGCUCCACUGAGGACAGUGAUGAAGGACUUAAAGUGAGAGAUGGAAAAGGAAUGCUGUUUACUGCAACACUUGCAUCAUCCAGUGUCAACUCUGCAGAGGAGCAUGUAGCCAGCACUAAUGAGGGGAGAGAGUCCACAGACUCAGUUGCAAAAGAACAAAUGUCACUUGUUCACGUGGGGACUGAAGCCUUUCCGAUAAGUGAUGAGUCUAUGGUUAAGGACAGAAAAGAUCGACUGCCUCUGGAGAGUGCAGUGGUUAGACAUAGUGACACACUUGGGCUCCCGAGCGGAAGGGAGCUGACACCGGCACCUCCAACUUGUACAAAUUCUGUGUCAAAGAAUGAAACACAUGCUGAAGUGCUUGAGCAACAGAAAGAACUUUGCCCAUAUGAGAGUAAAUUCGAUUCCUCUGUUCUUUCAAGUGAUGAUGAAACAAAAUGUAAACCAAAUUCUGCUUCUGAAGUCAUUGGCCCUGUCAGUUUGCAAGAAACGAGUAGCAUAGUAAGUGUCCCUUCAGAGGCAGUAAGUAAUGUAGAAAAUGUGGUGUCAUUUAAUGCUAAAGAGCAUGAGAAUUUUCUGGACACCAUCCAAGAACAGCAGACCACUGAAUCUGCAGACCAGGGUUUGAUUUCCAUUCCGAAGGCCGCGGAACCAAUGGAAAUUGACUCAGAAGAAAGUGAAUCUGAUGGAAGUUUCAUUGAAGUGCAAAGUGUGAUUAGUGAUGAGGAACUUCAAGCAGAAUUGUAUGAAACGUCCAAACCUCCCUCAGAACAAGGCGAAGAGGAACUGAUAGGAACUAUGGAGGAAGAAGCCCCUGCUGAGCCCGAGAGCCUCCUGAGGGACAACCCUGAGAGGGAGGACGUGGAUGGUGAGCCACAGGAAGCUGAGAAAGAUGCGGAAGAUUCACUCCAUGAAUGGCAAGAUAUUAAUUUGGAGAAGUUGGAAACUCUGGAGAGCAACCUCCUAGCACAACAGAAUUCACUGAAGGCUCAAAAACAGCAGCAAGAACGAAUCGCUGCUACUGUCACCGGACAGAUGUUCCUGGAAAGCCAGGAACUCCUGCGCCUGUUCGGCAUUCCCUACAUCCAGGCUCCCAUGGAAGCAGAGGCGCAGUGCGCCAUCCUGGACCUGACCGAUCAGACUUCCGGAACCAUCACUGAUGACAGUGAUAUCUGGCUGUUUGGAGCACGGCAUGUCUAUAAAAACUUUUUUAAUAAAAACAAGUUUGUUGAAUAUUAUCAAUAUGUGGACUUUCACAAUCAAUUAGGAUUGGACCGGAAUAAGUUAAUAAAUUUGGCCUAUUUGCUUGGAAGUGAUUAUACCGAAGGAAUACCAACUGUGGGUUGUGUAACUGCCAUGGAAAUUCUCAAUGAAUUCCCUGGGCAUGGCCUGGAACCUCUCCUAAAAUUCUCACCGCAAUUAGUCAUUUCCUACACUAGAUGGCACUCCUGCAUCGAGGCGGGCCCUGGCCCUGACAGCAGGUCUGAGUGGGUUCCUAAUGCUGUACUAGCAAGCUUGUGAAGCAGAGGACCGUGAGCUGCGGGCGUUUUUUCAGGUUCCAUUGAGUACAUGGAUUGGUGAGGAUUAUGUUAGUAACUUUGAUGGCAUUUGUUUUUUCCUAAUUGUAUAACUGUUUCUGGUCAACUGUCACUACAUUACAAACUACCUUCAGCCUUAGUGGCUUCACACAGCAGUAGUCGCUGAUUUUGCUCAUGCCUCUGAAGCUGGCUCAGGCCUCGUGGGGGUGCCUUGUCUCUGUUGCAUGUCGGCUAGGACAGCUCAGCUGGGCUAGGACCCCUUAAGUUAAUGGCUCGCAGGGCUGAUGAGGUGGUGGUGUCAGCCUCGGGGCCUCUCCACCUGGAUGGACACUUUGUGAGCUUGGCUUCCUCACAGCAUGUUGGAGCCAAGAGCAGGAGGUCCAGGGGACAGGAAGUGGCGAGGGCCUCUCCUAGGCCCGGCACAGCUGGGGUCACACUGGUCAGCCACGGUCUCCCUGCUCAAGAGGAGGCCACAUGGACCACCUUCGUGAUGGCAGGAUGCUCCAAGAGUGCGUUACUGUCUUUAUCCCACUGAUUUAGGCUUACAAUGGAAAACAUUGAAAAAUGAAUAAAAUAUAAAGAAGAAAAUGAAUGGCUGUGUUCUUGCGUAGAAUAUUGCCUAGCACACAGCCAAGUAAUAGUUGUUACUGUUAUUUAUUUUAAAUAUCUGUUUACUUUUCUCAUAUAUGUGUUUUUUCCAAAACUGGAAUCCUACUUUAGAGUUAUAUUAUCUCUGUUUUUAUACAUAUUUAUCUGUUUUAUAUACAUAUAUAAAAUAUAUACAGAUAUAUAUGUUUUUAAAGUUUGACAUUUUCUUGGCAUAUUUGCAUUUUAUUAAAUAUUCACAUUUUAUUCAAUAUUUUAUUAAAUAUAUAUAUCUGUUUUUAAAAUUUAACAUUUUCUUGGCAUAUUUACAUUUUAUUAAAUAUUCUUUGAUCCAUUAUUGUAUUUAAUUUGAGGUAGAUAACACAGAUACAUUACCUCCAUUUUACUGCUGAGAAAGAAACCCAGAGAAGUUGUAACUUUUGUGGUAUAAUUAUGAGUGUGGGCGCUAGAGGAAGGCUGUACCAAUUCCAGCUGUGAAAUCUUGAGCCAGUUACUUCUUUUUGAGUUCAGUUUCCCCCUCUGUGAGGUGGGGGUAACGAUAGGACAUGGCUUGUGUCAUGAUUGGGCAUGUGAAAUAUUUAACACAGUGCCAAGCACAGAGGAAGCCUUCCAUAAAUGUUUGCCAUCAUUAAACAGUGUGGCUAAUCAUACUGAAAUUAAUAAAAUAUUCUAUAUAUCAGAUAAUUUGAGUUAGAACUUGAGUUUACACGUUCUAAGUUUAGUUCUUCAUCCAUAGUGCAUGAACUGUAAUGUCUUAUUGCUGUAUAAGUAAUUGUUUCCU